ACAACCCUUCUUUGUUUCGAAGCUUUUGCGGGAAAAGGCGGCGUGGACCUUCGCGGAGCUCUCCAAUGGCGAUUUUGCGGUGCGUGGCGAGGGGGGCGAUGCAGCGCCUCGAGCUCCAUCGCCCUAUGCCCUUCUCCACCCCCGCCACCUUCGCCGCCUCCUCCUCGUCGGCGGCGGCGGCGGCGGCGGCGGCGGCGCCAGAGUUCGUGCCGUGUGGGCGCGGGGACAAGAGGACGAAGCGGGGGAAGCGGUUCAAGGGAUCGUACGGGAACGCGCGGCCGAAGCGGGAGAAGAAGAUCGAGCGCAUCAAGGACCGGGUCGAGGUCCCCAGGUCGACCCCGUGGCCCCUCCCCUUCAAGCUCAUCUGAUCCCGCUCCUCCUCGUCCUCGAUUAGGGUUAGGGUUCUCACUCCGCUCUCCUAGUUCGUACUGUAUGAAAUCGUCUCUCGUGGGAUUAAGUUCUGCGACUUGAUCGAGCAGGUGUUUGUUUGAUUGUUAGAACAUUGUAGAGUAUUCUCUUGCUGGUGUUGUUAUUACUUAUAUCACCAACAUAGAUAACAAGAUUAUUGCAAUCAUCGUAUUAAUCUUGCUAAUUUUUGAGAUGCUUAUAUUUUCUCUUUAGUUAUAAAGAGAGGGAACAGAAAUAGAGGAAUUGCUCAUGCAAUGAAUAUAUGUUUAUUGGAAGUCA
This is a messenger RNA of Ananas comosus (pineapple), 687 nucleotides long. Its product is annotated as 30S ribosomal protein S31, mitochondrial. The record is from RefSeq and is a predicted model, not a curated record. Gene Ontology annotation, cellular component: plastid; ribosome. Lineage: Eukaryota; Viridiplantae; Streptophyta; Magnoliopsida; Poales; Bromeliaceae. The transcript has a single exon. Gene Ontology annotation, biological process: plastid translation. The coding region runs from base 66 to 368 and encodes 100 amino acids.